This is a messenger RNA of Asparagus officinalis (garden asparagus), 1593 nucleotides long. RefSeq lists its product as uncharacterized. The transcript is spliced from 2 exons. Gene Ontology annotation, molecular function: zinc ion binding; nucleic acid binding. Lineage: Eukaryota; Viridiplantae; Streptophyta; Magnoliopsida; Asparagales; Asparagaceae. Bases 235 to 1347 code for a protein of 370 amino acids. The record is from RefSeq and is a predicted model, not a curated record.
GAGUUUGGGAGCGUCUCGAUUCAGCCCGGGGGUGUUAGUGGUGGCGGCAGAAGGGGUGGAACCCCAUUCCGAGGUGGUGGCAGAAGGGGUCGAGGGCCAUUCAGGGGUGGACGUGGUGGCAGAGGGCGAGGAAGAGGGAGGAGACAACAUCAAUAUGAACCUGCUCCUUACUCUCAACCAACUCAAGCUGCAACUGCUCCUUCUGGAGAGCAGUCAUCAGCACCUGGUGGAGAAAUGCAGCAGGCACCAGCAGUACAUGCUCGCGGCCGAGUGGCCUGGUGUGACAUUUGUAGGGUUGACUGCAACAGCUGGGAUAUACUAGAGCAGCAUAAGAAUGGGAAGAAACACAAGAAAACCCUGCUGAGGCUUGCCGAGUUUGAGAGGCAACAGAAGUUAUAUCCUGAGCUACAAGCAGAGCCCAUGCCUGUUGCAAUGCUCCCAAAUGCUGUGACGGAUAAGGCUGCUGAGGUUGUUUCUGUUGCUCCGGAGAAUAUCAUGAUAGCUGCAGCCUCAACUGUUGUAGAGAGUGAAGUGACUCAUACCCCUUCUGUAGCUCAAGUGGAUGACACAAGCAAAACCUUCAAUCCUGAGGAAAGUAAGCCUAUUCAACAAGGCUUGGAGUUGGAAGUUCAAGCAGCAGGGCAAGAGCAAGUUACAGAGGGGUCAAGAGGACCACUGAGAUCUGAUGGUCAUAGCCAAUUUGAUACGAGACGUGGAGGAAUGAAGAGGAAGAGCAAUAAAUCUGGUCGAGGUGGAAAGCGCCUUAAGAGCUUUGAACCGGCAAGAGCACGAGCUCCACAGCGUCAGAAAGACCGACCUAGGUUCUGUACUAUCUGCAAUGUACUGUGUGAAUCUCUUGUUGUGUUUGAUGCACAUGUUGCUGGUAAGAAGCAUCUCUCGAAGCUCAAGCGUUUUCAAGGCCAAGGCACUGUUUUUGGGCCUAUCACUAUUUAUAUUCCUCCAAAUCAGCCAUCGCCUUAUCCAAAACAAGGUCCCGAGCCAUUGUAUUUCGGCCUCACAAGUCAAGAGAUGCUCCAGCACGAAUCAUAUAGGGGGUUGAAUGGUUUUCAAGCUGAAAGCUAUGGAUUCCAUCAAGGUGAAGUUAAUCCAGAUAACAGGAACAAUGAAGCUGUACUCGGAGAUAAUCCUGAGAACCAAGCUACUGCUGCUGCUGAUGCUCCUCUAGUUUUUGAGUCAAAAGAGCCUCCUCAGUUACCCACUGAACCUGAGGUUGCUAAUUCCGAAGCAGAUGCUUUAUCGAGAGCAGAGUUUGGUACUUUGCCCGAGGAUGAUCCAGCUUUGUCUGGCCUUGAUGCCAAAAUGGAGCAGCCUGGUGCUGAGAGUUAAUGAGCUGAUAACAUUUUGGUUUGUUUCUAUGCUGGGUUUUAUUAAUGCAAUGGAGUCACUAGAAAAAAAAAAAAAAACAGUUUGUUAUCAUCGUUUGAUGUAGGGAUCGUGCAGGGGAUGUAGCGUAUGAAACUGUUUACUUUGUAAGAACCUUGUCAAUACUCACUCAGUUGUAGUUAGCAUUUAUGCGGCGGAUGUUGCGAUUGAAUGCCUGAUUCUCGAAACAGGUUGUUAUGUUGUCGGUUA